AUGUGGGCAGUGUUGGCUUUGCUAGUUACAGUGUUGGUAACACAUGUGGGCAGUGUUGGCUUUGCUAGCUACAGUGUUGCUAGCUGCAGUGUUGGUAACAAUAGUAACAGUGUUGGCAACAAUAGUAACAGUGUUGGCAACAAUAGUAACAGUGUUGACAACAAUAGUAACAGUGUUGGCAACAAUAGUAACAGUGUUGGUAACAAUAGUAACAGUGUUGGCAACAAUAGUAACAGUGUUGGCAACAAUAGUAACAGUGUUGGCAACAAUAGUAACAGUGUUGGCAACAAUAGUAACAAUAGUAACAGUGUUGGCAACAAUAGUAACAGUGUUGGCAACAAUAGUAACAGUGUUGGUAACAAUAGUAACAGUGUUGGCAACAAUAGUAACAGUGUUGGCAACAAUAGUAACAGUGUUGGCAACAAUAGUAACAGUGUUGGUAACAAUAGUAACAGUGUUGGCAACAAUAGUAACAGUGUUGGCAACAAUAGUAACAGUGUUGGUAACAAUAGUAACAGUGUUGGCAACAAUAGUAACAGUGUUGGCAACAAUAGUAACAGUGUUGGCAACAAUAGUAACAGUGUUGGCAACAAUAGUAACAGUGUUGGCAACAAUAGUAACAGUGUUGGCAACAAUAGUAACAGUGUUGGCAACAAUAGUAACAGUGUUGGUAACAAUAGUAACAGUGUUGGCAACAAUAGUAACAGUGUUGGCAACAAUAGUAACAGUGUUGGCAACAAUAGUAACAGUGUUGGCAACAAUAGUAACAGUGUUGGCAACAAUAGUAACAGUGUUGGUAACAAUAGUAAGUGUUGGCAACAAUAG
Procambarus clarkii (red swamp crayfish) is the source of this 825-nucleotide messenger RNA. Lineage: Eukaryota; Metazoa; Arthropoda; Malacostraca; Decapoda; Cambaridae. The record is from RefSeq and is a predicted model, not a curated record.